AUGACUGAUAAUAUCGGUAUUUAAAAUUUAUUUUUUUUAAUAAAUAACAAAUGAUAAGUUAAAACAACAAAUUUAAUAUAAUAAAAUUAGUGUAACAUCUUAGAAUUCCAUUCAAAAAUGUCCGAAUUCAAAGUUCCAUAUAAGCGAUAUCGUAGAGAUGACCAAGAGUCAAAUUCAGAAGAUGAAGAAGAUUAUACACCAUACGUACCUGUUAGAGAAAGAAAAAAACAAGAGUUAUUAAAAUUGGGUAGACUAUCUAAAUUAAAACAAGAAACUAACAAAAAAUCAUCUAGUGAUGAAUUUGAUGAAGAAGAUGGAGAAGGGCAAGUAUGGGGUCGAAAGUCUAAUAUAAGUCUUUUAGAUCAACAUACAGAACUUAAAAAACUUGCUGAAGCUAAAAAGGAGAGUGAAAUGGAAAAACAGCUAAAAGAAGAAGAAAAAAUUUUAGAGAGUGUAGCAGAAAAAAAGGCUCUUAUGGGUGUUGCUGAAUUGGCCAAAGGGAUUCAGUAUGAUGAUCCUAUUAAAACCAGUUGGAAACCUCCUCGGUACAUUUUAAAUAUGACAGAAGAUUUUCAUGAAGAAAUACGCCGUAAACUUCAUAUAUUAGUUGAAGGCGAAGAAAUCCCACCACCAGUUAAAUCAUUUAGAGAAAUGAAAUUUAAUAGGGGUAUAUUAGUAGGCUUAGCACAAAAAGGAAUUAAAAAACCAACACCUAUUCAAAUACAAGGAAUUCCAACUGUAUUAUCGGGUAGAGACAUGAUUGGUAUAGCAUUUACAGGUAGUGGUAAAACAUUAGUUUUUGUUUUACCACUUCUUAUGUUUUGCCUUGAACAAGAAGUCAAACUACCAUUCAAAUCAAAUGAAGGACCAUAUGGACUUAUUAUAUGCCCAUCAAGAGAAUUAGCUAAACAAACUUUUGAUAUUAUUAAUCAUUAUAUCACAUACAUACAACGAGCUAAUUAUCCAAAAUUGAGAUCAUGUUUAGCAAUUGGAGGAGUUCCUGUUUUUGAAUCAUUAGAUGUGAUUAAAAGAGGAGUACAUAUAAUGGUUGCAACAACUGGUCGACUUAUGGAUAUGUUGGAUAAGAAAAUGAUAAAUUUGGAUGUAUGUAGAUAUCUGUGCAUGGAUGAAGCUGAUCGUAUGAUUGAUAUGGGUUUUGAAGAAGAUGUGAGAACAAUAUUUUCAUUCUUUCAGGGUCAAAGGCAAACUUUAUUGUUCUCUGCUACUAUGCCAAAAAAAAUCCAAAAUUUUGCCAGAUCAGCCCUUGUUAAACCAAUUACCAUUAAUGUUGGGCGUGCUGGUGCUGCAUCUAUGAAUGUUAUUCAAGAAGUUGAGUAUGUUAAGCAAGAAGCAAAAGUUGUUUAUUUAUUAGAAUGCUUAAAAAAAACAAUGCCUCCGGUUUUGAUAUUUGCUGAAAAAAAACAAGAUGUUGAUGCUAUUCAUGAAUAUUUGUUACUUAAAGGAGUUGAAGCUGUAGCUAUACACGGAGGAAAAGAUCAAGAAGAACGGUCUAAAUCUGUUGAAGCGUUUAGAAAAGGUCAAAAGGAUGUAUUAGUUGCUACUGAUGUUGCUUCUAAAGGUUUAGAUUUUGAAGAUAUACAACAUGUAAUAAACUAUGACAUGCCUGAUGAUGUAGAAAAUUAUGUUCACAGAAUUGGUAGAACAGGUCGGUCUGGUAAGAGGGGAAUAGCUACUACAUUUAUCAACAAGGCAAAUGAUGAAUCUGUUCUAUUAGAUUUAAAACAUUUACUAAUUGAAGCACGUCAAAAAGUACCUAUGUUUUUGGCAGAAUUAGAAUCAGAAAAUGAAAAAUAUUUGCAGCUUGGAGAUGAAAGAGGUUGUAGCUACUGUGGUGGUUUGGGUCACAGAAUUACUGAUUGUCCUAAACUAGAAGCAAUACAAACUAAACAAGCGUCAAAUAUUGGACGAAGAGAUUACUUAGCUAAUAAUGCAGCAGAUUACUAAUGAAAUAUUUUGGAAUUUAUGAUUACUGAUUAUUAUGUUGUUAUUAAAACUAUUUGUAACAUUUUGUAUAUAAAAUUUAAUUGUAAAAAAUAAUAAUUCAAUAAAUGUUUAUAAUUUUUUUAAC
Messenger RNA from Daktulosphaira vitifoliae (grape phylloxera), 2089 nucleotides. It is a transcript of the gene abs, whose product is annotated as ATP-dependent RNA helicase abstrakt. Gene Ontology annotation, molecular function: RNA binding; ATP binding; zinc ion binding. The transcript is spliced from 14 exons. Gene Ontology annotation, biological process: mRNA splicing, via spliceosome. Gene Ontology annotation, cellular component: spliceosomal complex. NCBI's taxonomy places the organism in Eukaryota, Metazoa, Arthropoda, Insecta, Hemiptera, Phylloxeridae. Bases 118 to 1965 code for a protein of 615 amino acids. The record is from RefSeq and is a predicted model, not a curated record.